Tetrapisispora phaffii CBS 4417 is the source of this 414-nucleotide messenger RNA. RefSeq names its product Emc5p (gene EMC5). The record is from RefSeq and is a predicted model, not a curated record. Bases 1 to 414 code for a protein of 137 amino acids. Gene Ontology annotation, cellular component: EMC complex. Gene Ontology annotation, biological process: protein folding in endoplasmic reticulum. Lineage: Eukaryota; Fungi; Ascomycota; Saccharomycetes; Saccharomycetales; Saccharomycetaceae. The transcript has a single exon.
AUGGGAAGUUUAUCAAAAGGUUUAAUCGUUGUUUCUUUACUACAACUUUUCCAUGCUGGAUUUUCUAGCUCCGAAUUUCAACAACUACUGAAAACACAACAACUUCAUAAAUAUCUAAAUGAAGCAGGCUUACCGUUAGAUAUUAAAUUGGAAGUAUUCAUGGGAUUGAUAAUAUUUGUUAUAGGGAUAUUUUUAUCAUUUGAAAAGCUUCAAUUCCAACCAAUUGAAUUAACAAGACCAACAGUGAUUACAGGUGAAUAUUUAUCUGAUAUACGUUAUAGAAAGGCCACUAAUGUUGAGAAUUUAACAGGGUCAAAUCUAGAGGGUCAAAUCAUAUAUACAUCCAACUUGACUGACGUACACCAAAAGAGAAAAGAAUGUAGAGAUUGGAUGAAUGAAAAUACAGCUAAAUAA